CAAGAAUCUACAACCUGCUCCAGGUGCCCUCAUCCCGGGUUAACCUCAAAUUAUGGAAAGGCCCAUCGACCAUGUAUCAUGCUUCUUGUGCGGCGCCGCCAUCGACCCAGCCCUAUAUACUGUUGGUCAAGAUUGGGGUGCCGCACGUCUUUCUGGUGUUGGGAGACGGCGGCAAUCUGGAGACGUCAUUCCCCUUGACGAAUCCAUCGACGUGGACGUAUCCGAGCCCAUCGUGGAUGAAAAUUGGGUGCGGAUUAACCUCCUAAAGUCACGCUUUGGCGAAGAGAAUCCCCCAGGUCCUCCCAUCAUCUCUCAGCCCCUCUGGGGGUUUGCGCUUCACACCCGAUGCUGGAGACUCUUGUGCGCCAUUUCAGACAUCAAUUUCCGAGGCCGAAGCUCAGUCCAAGUCCUGUUUGAUAUCUGCAGAUCGCAGCCAAUCCAGUUUGGUCUGCUUCACUGGGGCCACGACUACAGCGGUCUCGUUUGCUGCUGGGGUAGUAUGGAGAACUCGUGUCCCGGUGAGGAAGUGAAGUUACCGUGCAGUCAGCCGACAGACGGCUCUUACCGACAUGAUCCUAUGGAUACCCCCCAUCUUACUAUGUAUAUUCCCUCCGAUACAGAGUCUACUGGUUCAGACUCCGGCUCGACUCGAAGCCAGAAGACCCGUCAACAACUCAAGCCGGUUCUCCCAUCCAGCAACGAUCCAUUUCGCCUCCUGCCCCCCGAGCUGCUCGUCGACAUCCUGGUUCAAACGAAAUCAAGCGACGCGGCCAGUCUUCGACUAGCCUCUAAGACCAUGGCUAAUAUAGGGCUGCCAGAAAAGUUUUGGCGUUCAAGAUUCUGGCCUGGCCACGAAUUUGAGCACGUUUUUGAGGUGGCUCGUUGGCCGACGCCGGAGGGUGGAUGGAGUGCAUGGCAUCACAAGUUUUGGCUUCAAAGGACUGACCCGUGCUUGAAAAACAGACAGCGCGUCUGGCCUUUGGCUUGUCGACUGAGAGACUUGUUUGCUCUGGGAUUGGAGUCUCCUGUUCGCCACAGAUCUCCCUGCAAGUCGCUUUUCGACCUCGACGCGAAAAAUAGUGAUCUAGUCUGGCACACCGCGCAUUCAAAGAUUUUCCCGGCAACAUCUACUUUCUCGGAGGGCCCAAGAUCGCUGCAUGAUGCAAAAGUCACAAUCACAGGUCCCACAGACACGCUCGGAUAUCACCGCGCUCAACGCGAGUUCGCCAUCAUUUGGGAUGACUGCCCGGAGGUACCUCGCUCAUUUGUGGGGUUUCAGGUCGCAAUAGAUGCUCGAGGUAUCCGCGGGCUUUGCCUACUAUCUAAGCAAGGCGCGCAAUCUCGCUGGGUUGGAGAUCACGAGACCGCUGCAAAGAAGUCCAUCACUUGCAAAGAUCCAACGAAUGGUGGAAUUGAGAUCACCCAGGCAAUCAAAGGAGGCUUUGACGCUCUAAAGAUGGUGUCCAUAUCUGUUCACGGCCUUUGCCAUGAGAAUGAGAACAGGGACAAGGGGGACGAGAACAAGGCUAAAUUGGGAGAGUCUGCCGUCUGGUAUCCUGACCGACCAGAUCCCGCCCUUCGAUUCCUGGGCGUACGAGACGAGCGCCUUUCGAAACGUCUGGAUAACGUCCCCAACCAAAUGUGUUUGUUUGGCGGGAGGGAUGGACAACUCCUUCCGUAUCUCACCCACGUCGAAGUUACCAUAAUCGACCGUUCAAUCUUAGGCACUUCCACUGACUACACUGCUAUCUGGGGUAACUACUACUACUUAACCGACUCAGACUAGAAGCUGAAUAUAUAGUAAAAUUACUAAUUAUAAAAUACAAAUAUAUAAU
Molecule: messenger RNA, 1835 nt
Organism: Ilyonectria robusta
Lineage: Eukaryota; Fungi; Ascomycota; Sordariomycetes; Hypocreales; Nectriaceae
Exons: 5
Coding region: 53-1786 (577 amino acids)
Molecular function (GO): protein binding
Source: RefSeq, a predicted model, not a curated record